Messenger RNA from Pteropus alecto (black flying fox), 6039 nucleotides. It is a transcript of the gene PALS2, whose product is annotated as membrane palmitoylated protein 6. The record is from RefSeq and is a predicted model, not a curated record. NCBI's taxonomy places the organism in Eukaryota, Metazoa, Chordata, Mammalia, Chiroptera, Pteropodidae. The transcript is spliced from 13 exons. Gene Ontology annotation, cellular component: cell-cell junction; plasma membrane. Gene Ontology annotation, molecular function: protein binding. Bases 147 to 1808 code for a protein of 553 amino acids.
GCUGGUCAUAUUCCACAUCUGCCUGGAAGGUAAAGACCGGACUAAAAGCCUUCUGAAAAUCAAGAGGUAGAAGCAGGUGAAGGAGUUGUCUCAGUAUCCAAUGAUCCCGCUUGCCACGUGAUUUCAUUGUCCUUCGUUUAGCAGCAAUGCAGCAAGUGUUGGAUAACCUCACGGAGCUGCCCUCAUCUACGGGAGCCGAAGAAAUAGACCUCAUUUUCCUCAAGGGGAUUAUGGAGAAUCCUAUUGUAAAAUCACUUGCUAAGGCUCAUGAGAGGCUAGAAGAUUCAAAACUAGAAGCCGUCAGUGACAAUAACUUGGAAUUAGUCAAUGAAAUUCUUGAAGAUAUCACUCCUCUAAUAAAUGUGGAUGAAAAUGCGGCAGAACUGGUUGGUAUACUCAAGGAGCCUCACUUCCAGUCACUCUUGGAGGCCCAUGAUAUUGUGGCAUCAAAGUGUUAUGAUUCACCUCCAUCAAGCCCGGAAAUGAAUAAUUCUGUCAAUAAUCAGUUAUUACCAGUAGAUGCCAUUCGUAUUCUUGGUAUUCACAAAAGAGCUGGGGAACCCCUGGGUGUAACAUUUCGGGUUGAAAAUAAUGAUCUGGUAAUUGCCCGAAUCCUCCAUGGAGGCAUGAUCGAUCGACAAGGCCUGCUUCACGUGGGAGAUAUCAUUAAAGAGGUCAAUGGCCACGAGGUUGGAAACAAUCCAAAGGAAUUACAAGAAUUACUGAAAAAUAUCAGUGGGAGUGUCACCCUAAAAAUUUUACCAAGCUAUAGAGAUACCAUUACUCCUCAACAGAGUUGCAUCAAUAUGGAGAGGCAUCCAGCACACGUCCAUCAGGUAUUUGUGAAAUGUCAUUUUGAUUAUAAUCCAUACAAUGAUAACCUGAUACCCUGCAAAGAAGCAGGAUUGAAGUUUUCAAAAGGAGAAAUUCUUCAAAUUGUAAACAGAGAAGAUCCAAACUGGUGGCAGGCUAGCCAUGUAAAAGAGGGAGGAAGCGCUGGUCUCAUUCCAAGCCAGUUCCUGGAAGAGAAGAGAAAGGCAUUUGUCAGAAGAGACUGGGACAAUUCAGGACCUUUUUGUGGAACCAUAAGUAGCAAAAAAAAGAAAAAGAUGAUGUAUCUCACAACCAGAAAUGCAGAAUUUGAUCGUCAUGAAAUCCAGAUAUAUGAGGAGGUAGCCAAAAUGCCUCCCUUCCAGCGAAAGACGUUGGUAUUGAUAGGAGCUCAAGGCGUUGGACGAAGAAGCUUGAAGAACAGGUUUAUAGUGUUGAAUCCUACCAGAUUUGGAACUACAGUGCCAUUUACUUCACGGAAACCAAGAGAAGAUGAAAAAGAUGGCCAAGCGUAUAAAUUCGUGUCACGAUCAGAGAUGGAAGCAGAUAUUAAAGCUGGGAAAUAUUUAGAACACGGGGAAUAUGAAGGAAAUCUCUAUGGAACCAAGAUCGAUUCUAUCCUUGAAGUUGUCCAGACCGGUCGAACUUGCAUCUUGGACGUCAACCCACAAGCCCUGAAAGUACUGAGGACGUCUGAGUUCAUGCCCUACGUCGUAUUUAUUGCUGCUCCAGAACUAGAGACGUUACGUGCCAUGCACAAGGCUGUGGUGGAUGCGGGCAUCACUACCAAGCUUCUGACGGACUCUGACUUGAAGAAAACAGUGGAUGAAAGUGCACGCAUUCAGAGAGCGUACAACCACUAUUUCGACUUGAUCAUCAUAAACGACAAUCUGGACAAAGCCUUUGAGAAACUACAAACUGCCAUAGAGAAACUGAGAAUGGAACCACAGUGGGUCCCCAUCAGCUGGGUUUACUGAUGAGUCAAUAAGGUUCACAAUUAAAAUACAACUUUUAAAAAGUGGCUGCAACAAAUAAACCUUCUACCGAGAAAGUACACAGAUAGAAGAUACCUGCCAAGUCCAGGCAUUUUUAUUGUGUAGAUUGAAAUACCAGUACACUGUUCCAAAUUUUUAUAUAAAACGUGGUUGGGAAGGUGUACUAAUAUAUAAUUUAUCUUAAUUUUUCUAACUUUUUAUGGAUAACCUUUCUAUUCAUAUCACAUAAAGAAAUGCGUUGAAGCAUUUUGUAUAUGUUUUGAUUUAGCACCCUUGCCUUUUUCGUCAAAGGAAUUUUCAAAUCAUCCGUUCUAAGAUUAGUCUCACAUUUUCACUGUGAUAAUGAAUACUUGAAAUAGUUUUGUAAAACUGUCAUUUAGUUCAGUAUUUAACUAGUGGUGGGUCGGUUACUCUGAUUAGGAGAAACUAGUAGUUAUUGGCCUUCUUUCCUAAAUAAUUUCUGAUAGAAGCAGAAAUUUAAUGUCACUGCUACAGCUAGCCAACUAUCCUCCAAAUCUGACAUCAAAAGUCCACUCAGUGCUACAUCGCUUUGUUAUUCCAGAGAUAUGUGGCUAUCCAUUCUAAUUUUUGAUAUAUUGUUUUUUUCCUCCUUCAUUUCUACCUUUAGUGAAAAAAAAAAAUGAAGAGCAAUACUUUGCACUCUCAUUUGUUGCAGUAACAGGCCGAUGCUGAAUUAACAUAUACACAGCACGCAAGGCCGUGCAGGCUGAGAGAGUGCCUUCUCUCGUAAAACCUUACAGCAAAAUGACACUUACAGUCGAUUCGUUUUCGUGUGUAAAAAUUUAACUGACAAAAAUGAACCUAUUUCUUCAGACAGCUUUUUUUUUAUUAGGAUAUGGUCAGCAAAUGUAUCAUGAUUUUAAGCAUCCUGUGAUGCUUAAAAAUGCCUCUGAGUUUGCAGCUGGGGAGGUGUGUGCACAGUCGGUGUGCUUUUUGAAGUGCGAUGUGAUCAUUAAGGUGUUUGUUCAAUUUGUUGUGUUGAGAAGCCAGCCUACUGAAUGAUUUUUAAGAUCGGAAAUAAUUGUCAGCUGUUUUAUCUAUAUGUGACAUACAUUAUAUAAUAUAUACAUUGUAUAUAUUAUAUAAUAUAUUAAAUAAUGGGUAUUUUUACAUGUCUAUAAGGAGAUGCACUUUUUUGUUUGCUGAUUAAGGAAACAGUUCUCCUCCUCUAGAUGCAUUAACAUACACAAAUUUCCAAAAUUUACUUCAGUUAAUAUCUUCCUUUGGGGUUCUUAGAUGGUAUAAAUUGUUCCUAAAACAUAUUUAGAGAUGCCAUGCUCAUCAUUAAACAAAGUUAGCCAUAUUUUCUAUUGCUUGUAGCUUUUCACAUAAACAGUAUUCACACUCAGAGUCUUAGGUGCUUAAAUAUUGGUGGUUGUCUUUGUCCGGUGGCAGGCACCAGACACCUGGCUGCUGGAUUUGUUUUCCUCUCAAAGCUGUCACAUGGAAUGGCCGCCGGGAGGGUUGGAGGGAAGUAGUACGCACACAUUGUUUUAAAUCUUUUUCACAGUGAACUAAAACACUCAAGUUGCUGCAUUGUUAAGAUUGGAAAUCUAUAGGUAUUUUUUUAAUUCCAGACGUUCAUAUCCAAUAUACAAAUUAACUUUAUCCUAGGAUAGGAAAUUGGUGGCAAAAUGGAUCGCACUCUUUUAAUAACUUUGAUAACUUUUAAACUGCAUCUAUUUACAUCACGUUCUUGGUUUCUUAAAGUGACAUGAGUCAAAACACAGUGUCAAGGUAAUAUCCUAUGACUUCGCGUUUCGACACACUCAGUUUUAAGGGGAAUGUCAUGUCCACAUUCUCAGGUGUGCCUUCAUGCUGCCACAUGGAGCCACAAGAGCUUUGGGAUCAUUGCGGCAGCAUAAACAGUGUAUCCACAAAAUGUUUCACCCAUCUUGGCAAAAUAGAGACGAUUUUGCCAAGCUAAUAUAUAUUUUUAGCUUUGUCAUAUGGUAUAAAAAUGCAUAUUAUUUAGAAAACAAUCUACACUUAGAAGAAUUAUUUCUGUUAUAAAUGAUAUUCAUCACUAACUACUUAGUUAAUACACACCCAAUCCCUCCUAAUAUGAAAUAAAAUGAUACCGUUUAGUUCAUUUCAGCUUAGAUACCAGAGUUGAAGAGAAUAAAUUUAGAAAAUUUCAUUGUAUUUCAAUAAAGAGUCAUUGAACUUGAAACUCAAGUCCCAUCUGAAUCUGCAGAAACCAGCAGAGCUCUGCUGGACAAGGCCCAGUGGCCUCAGGAUUGUCUUGUGGGAAAGGGCUAAGAUAAUUAGCUCUACCACAGAGAAAAUGGUUCAAAAUGAUAAUGAACAUUGAUAAUAGUUAAAAUACACACACACACACACACACACACACACACACACACGCACACGCACACACACGCGCGCGCGCCUACCUAUGCUUUUGGAAACGUGAUGUGCCAAUACUUUAAUGCACCUGAGGAUUCCUUGUGGGCAGGUGAGUAUCUGCAUUUAGCAUUCAGGGCAUAACUAUUUAUUUAUAUACAACUAAUGAUACACACACACACAUAUAUAUAUUUUUUCAUUUUCAAAUGUACAAAUACCCAUAGAAUUGCUAUCCCUGGAAAAGUCAUUCAACUGUAACUAGUCAAAUAUAAAUGAUGCACUAUAAGUAGAAUUUCACCUUUAUUACAGCCAUGCCUUGAUUAUGCAGUCUCAAUUUCUGUUUGAUAUUUGGGUGAUAUUAAAUAUCCAACACAUCAGGACUUGUGCCAACUCUAACUAUACAAUUGCUGAACAUAGCUUACUAAAAUACAUGAUCAUAAAUCCAACAUGACUACAGCAAUAGUAGUCUGAACCCUAGAUUAUAGAAUCUAGUAAAAUUUAUAAUGGCUUAUAAGGACAAUUUUUUCUUAAAAGCAAAUUAUUAACACCAAUUUAGAAAAUAAUGCAAAUUAGCAAUAAAAUACAAUAGUGUGGCAUUUUAGAUUAUGGGCAGAUACUAGCUGCUUUGACCAUAAUAUCUCAAUGACAAUAAAAGAUGAUCUUUGCUUUAAAAUUUUAUUAAAUCGUUACUUAUUUUUAUAUAUAACAACAAGUGUCACAAUUGUGAUUGGGGUUGAUUUUAAGAUGGAUAGCCAUGGAGUUAGGCACAAUUAUUUUGAAUUGGUAAACAUUGAACAUAAAAGUUUGAAAAUUGGUCAAAAUAAUGAUCUACCUAACAUUGUAAUUUUACGACUUCUGAAACAAUACUCCAUUUUCCAGAAAUCACAGGCUAGAAAGCCAAUAAUUUUGUAGUAAUGAAUCUUUAUACUAAAUAUGAAAAAAAGCGAUCCUGAAAUUUUAUGUACAGAGAUAGCAGGUCAUUUUUUAAAUGUUUGAGUCGCCAUAUAUAUAAUAUAUAUACAGCUAUGUGUAUAAUAUGUAAAAUUCUCCCAAAAUACAUGAAUAAAACUAAAUAUAUUCACUCAUGUAAUCAUAACUAGUAUUCUUAAAUUUUUAAUUACUCCCAAAUCCUUAGACAUUAUGAAACUUUCUUCACAUUGUUUUAAAGGGCUUUAUUUUACCUUGAGACAGAUACUAAUCUUAACACAUGCAGUAUUAAGCUCAGAAAAUUUUCAUUAUAACUUAAUUUCCUUAAGGAAAAAGGAGAGAGUCCUAAAUGGAAAUUUCUUGGGAAAUACAUAUUUAAACCUGCUAAUGAAUUCAUGGUAUAGUUCAGGCUUGAGACUAUGGUACCUGUUCUCUUGUUCCAAAGGAUUUGCUGCGAGAAUUCAUCUGUAAUAUAUUUCGAGUUCUUGGGAGAAAUUCAAUAUUUUAAAUGAUAGGAUUAUUGUAUAUAGUAUACGUGAAUAUUUUUCUCAAACUUAAGAAUACAAUGACUAAUAUUAUUCAGUCUCAUAUCAGUUUUUAUGUAAAUAUACAUUGUAUACCUGAGGAUAAUUCUAUAAUUUUUUAAGGUAAGAUUAUUUUUUAAAUGCAUUUUUGUUAGCUUCAAGUUUUAUUCAUUUUUCGAUAGUUCCCAUAAUUUGUCAUGUUAUUUUCUGUGUCCCUGCAAUGAUUUAGUGCACAGAACCAAAAAUAAGUCCUUAAUACACCAAAAAGUGAAGGAAAUGAUGAACUCUCAUUUCUAAGGUAAAAACUGUAAAGCAUGGUUUGUACCACUUCUUCAAUAUACUGUACUACUUUCUUUAAAAUAGGCUCUUUUGAUAAAAAGAGAGAUGGUGUACUUCUA